Lachancea thermotolerans CBS 6340 is the source of this 1284-nucleotide messenger RNA. Its product is annotated as KLTH0G19294p. Gene Ontology annotation, biological process: endoplasmic reticulum organization; Golgi organization; endoplasmic reticulum to Golgi vesicle-mediated transport. Gene Ontology annotation, cellular component: endoplasmic reticulum-Golgi intermediate compartment; COPII-coated ER to Golgi transport vesicle; Golgi membrane. The record is from RefSeq and is a predicted model, not a curated record. The coding region runs from base 1 to 1284 and encodes 427 amino acids. Lineage: Eukaryota; Fungi; Ascomycota; Saccharomycetes; Saccharomycetales; Saccharomycetaceae. The transcript has a single exon. Gene Ontology annotation, molecular function: D-mannose binding.
AUGCUAGUGCAACACUUGUGGACUCUCGCGGCGUUUGCGCAGCUAGGUUUGGCGCACUCGAAGCCUAAAACAGAAGAGCAAUUGUUGAAUAAUGAUUUCUCUCUGCCGGAUCUGAUCCAGACAAAAAAGCUACCGGACGCGUGGGUUCCUGGCGAAAAUGCGGUUCUGGAAGAGGGCAGAGUGGUACUCACCCCCAAGAAAUCAUCUAAGGGCUCAUUAUGGACCAAAAAUGCUUAUACUCUGGGGACUUCCUUUACAGCAGAGUGGACCGUGAGAAGCACUAACCACAGAGGCAAGUCGCCAGGUGGUCUGGCUUUGUGGUUCGUGAACGCCAACAGCCCACAGGAUACGGAGCUGUUCAAUGGUCCCUCUAAAUUUGAAGGUCUACAGCUCUUAAUUGACAAUAACGGGGAGUUAGAAAGCACUCUUCGUGGCCAACUGAACGAUGGAACUCAACAAUUUACCAGUGCAAAUAUCUACGACAAGACCUUCGGCUCGUGUUUGCUUGCCUACCAGGACUCGACGGUUCCUCUCACCGUAAGACUAACAUAUGAUUCCGCAAACGAACAUUUCUUUAAAGUUCAAGUUGACAACAGGGUCUGCUUUCAAACCAAGAAAAUCCACUUUCCAGCUGAAAAUUACAAAUUUGGUAUCACUGCGACAAAUGCAGACAACGAAGAAUCUUUUGAGUUGCUUCAACUCGAGGUUUUCGAUGGAGUUUUGGAAGAAGCUCUGAAACCAAAUGCCAACGCCAUGGAACAACCUAAGCUCUUUACAAAGCUUGUAAACGAAAAAACUGGAGACGAAGAGCUAAGAGAGACUUCUCCGUUAGAAAUGGCUGCCGCUGGAACCGCCAUCACCAACAAUGAUUUACUCAAGAAGAUGAAUAGAUUAGAGGGUAAAAUAUUGGCAAAUGAUAUCGGUAUUUUAGCAAGUACUAUUGACGAGCUUAUCCAGGUUCAGAAGCAACAAGCCAAAAACCUUGAGAAAGUGCUUGCCAUGCUGGGCUCUAAAUCAAUAGGGCAAGAAAGCACGGACAGUACCGGAGACGAGUCAUUCAAAGACUUCUUUAAGCUGGACGAAAAGCUUGAAAAGUUGCUCACGGAGCAGCGUAAGCUCAGAGAAGCUUCAAAAACUCAUACAUCCUCUAACGGGGGACCUCAUAUUGAUGAGGUUGUCCGGAAGCUCACAAUUUGGCUAAUUCCCCUGGUUGCCGUGAUGAUGGUGAUGGCUUACUACACCUUCAGAAUCCGUCAAGAAAUUGUCAAGACAAAACUUUUAUGA